AUUGCCUUGGUUAAAUAUUCAUCCAUCUACAGGUAUCGAUAUUUAUUAACGUAUACGGCUUUUGAUGGUGCAGAUUUGCUGCAAGCUUUGACAGACUUUGUUGCCAAGUGUUAAGUUAUAACUGUCCUUUUCUUGAAGUUGGAUUUAAAGGCGGUGUGAAGAGUUCUCGACGGUGCCAUUUGAUUGGAGUUUACCAAGUGUUCUGAUUUGAGCUGCACGUCAGUGAGUGCAAUGUAUACCAUGGUGAGGGAUACUACCAGUUGAGGGACUGGCCGCGCCAUCUUUGAGAGUUUGUGAAACUGUUGGCAACAAUACCAAUGUGAAGCGCUCGUGAAGGAAAUAAGGAUACAAGUAUCGUCCAUCGGAUAUUCACUGAGUACUGCUACACCUGGAAGAUGCUUACUUUGGUGUCUCAGCCCCUCCUCAACACAUGUCAGAUUGACAAUACGUCACUGACGAUGUAGAUAUUACUCAUGGGGAGUCUCAAGAUGACAACAACGCAGCGGCGUAAAGUCGAGUCAAUCCCACGAUCCAAAACGAUGUCUGUAAACGUGCGUCGGCUCCACGAGGCCCUGAAUGUGCAUCUUGAUCAACAGGAAGUCAGCACCUUCGUCGAUGCCCUAAAUCUGUACAACAACCAACGAGAUGUUUUCGAAUUUGUCAAUACAUUACGAAAACUACUUAACUCACCCCAGAAACGACAGUUAUUCCCCCUUGUUAAACGUGUCAUUCCACGGUCUGAUAUCCAGGCUUUUGAGUUACUAACAAAGGGAGGUAAACGCUACAGUACUCUCCCUCGUCCUGUUCUCUAUCGGCCCCAUGCAGCCGACAUCGCUGUGUACAAGAAACAACAUACCGGUAGCAGAACUCCGAGUCUUCAUGGGAGUCUCCGAGAUCGGCCUCGACAUGCAAUAUCCAAGGUCAAUGGCCUUGGACCACUCUCUAAAUCUGAAGUUAAGGGUGAAGCAUUACAGAUCUACAUCGGCCCACCAGCAGAUGAGGAAGAUGGUUUCGGGUUCACAAUACGAGGUGGUGUAGAAUACGGCCUUGGGAUCUACGUAUCGGCCGUAGAUGAGGAUGGGCCUGCGGACAAUGAGGGUCUCAAGGCGGGGGACCUCAUUACGGAAGCCAAUGACAUUUCAUUUGAGAAGAUCUCACACGAGGAGGCUGCGAAGAUUAUCCGUGCAGCGAAGCAUUUGGAGCUGUGUAUCUGCCGUGUGGGUAGGAUCCCUGGCACCCAUGUGGUACACCAGGCCUACAGCUGGGUGGAUCCCCGGGGCAGGGCAGUGUCCCCGCCCCCGGAGCUGGAGCACAUGGGCCCCCAUCAGGAGGUGGGCAGUCUGCGGAGUAGGAGUGGGUUGAUGCUGCUGAAGGGGAGUGAUGAACGGAAGGUGAACGUAGUUGUUGACAAGGGUGAGUGUCUGGGGCUGAUGAUCCGUGGGGGCCGUGAGUUCGGUCUCGGUGUCUACGUGUCCGGCAUCGACCCCUUCUCUGUGGCAGAGAAUGCAGGCAUUAAGGUGGGGGAUCAGGUGCUGGACGUCAAUGGCCGCAGUUUUCUGGACAUCAGUCACUCGGAGGCUGUGAGCAUCUUGAAGACUGGACGCCACAUGAUGAUUACAGUCAAGGAUGUUGGGAAGCUGCCAUUUGCUAAAACAACCAUUGACAAGACACAGUGGUUGCCACGUGACAGACUCCCCAAUCAGACAGGAUCAAUUAAUGCAAGGUUGUCGUCCAGCAUGGGCAGCUUGGACAAAGUGGGGCUACAGAACCACCAGGACGGACACUCCCGGUUUGGCUUCAGCAAGGGAGCAGGGUCACAGCUGAUGCGGAAUACGACGACGUCCUGGCCUCAGAAAGAUGUCAUCGAACAACAUGCAAGGAUCCUGCUCAAUAGCAAAGAGCAGACAACUCUGCGGUACUAUCUGAGUGAACAUCAGAAGGGUACCAUCCAGACAGAUGGCCUGGUGUUUGCUCUGUUUGAACUUCUCAACACACAGGCCAAGUUUACUCUAUUGACUGAAAUUCGUCCCUUGAUCAACCUCCGAGACUUGUCACGAUUUGACCGACUGGUCCGCAAGAAAGAAGCGCAGAUGAUCCGGGACAACGACGACUGUGCUAUGAUCCCCGACACCUUCUCCAUGUUGUCCUUCGAGAGCACAGAGGCUUACAUAGAGGACCGCUACAAGAGGACGCUGUUCUCAUCAGAGAAAUCAGAACGGCGGCAGUCAGUGACGACGAUGGAACCCAUGAUGCUGCAUCCGCCCCUGGAUCACUUCGACAGAGAUGUGUCCCCACAGAGACACGAGGAGUCCCUGCGAGAUGCUCUGGAACAGCUGCAUGGAGAGAACGGACAUCCCGAAGAGGACAACCUCAGCUUUCAAAGUCAUUCAGAUUCCCAUGGCCCCUACCUUCACACGCCAAGGGCAACCAUCCACAGGUCAAGGUCAAGGUCAAAAUCUCCAAGGCCUUCUGUGAGGUCAUUGAACAUGGAACCAGUUCCUUCAACCUCAAAAGCAUCUCAGCAAGAGCACAUCGUCACAGCACAAGUUCAUCAUCCAAUCAGACUUGCAUCUCAGAUGUAUCUUCCUCCUGUUAAACACAAGGGAGAGGACAAUCCAAGUGAUGACAGCGGGGUUGAGAUUCAUGCACAUUUAAACAGUCUUCCAGUAAACAGUACCGACAGGCAUCAUGGAAUGGAAAUCAGAAAAAGGGUGACAAUUUCAUCAGCCGCACCUGUUGACAUCAACACGACGAUGCUACCAAGCAACGGUCACCUGGGCGAUGGAUACGUUGACACAAAGAUGUCACCAAAGCCAGCCCCUAGAAAGUCAAAAGAGGAAUCAAUGAAGGCCAAGUACAGGGAGGUGUACGGCGACAUUCCACUCCACCUGGUGAACCUGUACAGAACUAAACCCACCCUGGGCCUUGCUAUUGAAGGUGGGGCCAAUACCAGACAACCCCUUCCACGGGUCAUCAAUGUACAGCCUGGGGGAUCAGCAUUUGAGUCCGGUGGUUUGAAGGUCGGUCAUGUGAUUCUUGAGGUCAAUGGUCAGACGAUGGUUGGGCUGGGACACACAGACGUAGCCAGGGCCAUUGCUGAGGCCUUCAAGAACAAGCAGGCAAACAAGAUGGAGUUGCUGGUCACGGAAACGGGGGUGGAGGUGAAGGGUGUAGAUGCUGCGAGUGGGACAGAUGAAAAGGAUUCUGGAAAAUUGUAGCCAGGGAGAUGCCCUUGGACUGAUGGAUGUUGAAAUAUGCUGCUGGUGACAUCUUUGUGCUGAUGGCGUGUUGACAGUUGGCUGUUGUAACCACCUGACCAGGUGUUAGUGUCCUUGUCUUGAGUUACUAUAACUCUGGUAGGUGGAUAUUUGAUACACAUGCUUCAGGCAUCUGCAUUAGUGAAUCAAGAUUCUGGCCAACAGAUUCUAUGUCUUGCAUCCAAGUCAUGAUCUACUCAUGGUGUCAGAUCAAAAAGUCUGAAAAAUGGAAGUACAUCCACUACACCUCCAGGGACCCUGUUUGGACCUACUGUUGAGCAGGGAUAUACCCAGACUGAUAUAUCUGGGACUGCAGUCAUGAAGAGACAUGUUGUGGGAGAUUCUUUAGCAAAUGGUUUAUGGUGGAUGGGCAUUAUGUAACCACUACCUUCUUGAUUCUACACUACCUGAUAAGUGAUGGGAUUUACAGACAGAAGUAGCCAGAGCUGAAGUAGUUUUACAACUUACAAAUGCUUCACAAAGAAGUUUACAAGAGAUGAUGAUAAUGAUGAAUGAUGAUGAUGAUGAUGAUGAUGAUGUGCGUAUUGAGACACUGGUGUUUAAAAUGCUGCUUUGCAGAGGUAUCAACGAAUCUACUUUUUCAUAAGCUGAAGGAUGAGAUACAAAAGAACUCAUGAUGAAUAGACAGAUCAGUACUGAUGAAGAUCAUGGAAUGUUAAAUGUUUGCCAAACGUGUCAGUGAUUUGUUGAGGUGUUUCCUGUGCUCAGUUCAUGUCAUAAUGUGACACACUGUAGUAGAUGUGGAAGACUCGUGUAUUUAGGAUGUUGAUAAGUGAGACCAAGGCAAGAUCAGAGUUGGGGAUCUCUCAAUGCCAUCAAACACAGGAUCUUCUUUGGAGGCAAUUGUCAACAACAUCCUGUAGAUCUUGCUGUUUCCAGCCUGAUGAAGGAUUAGAUGUGUAGUUCCUAUCCAGGGGGAAUCCAGAUUAGAACUGGUCCCCAGCUGUCAGUGCCGGUAGCAAGAGGUGACCUAUUGGACAAGGUGGUCAUUCUAUGUGACUUGGUUGCUUGGCAUGAAUCAUUCAUCACAAUAAUCAUCAGUGGAUUGUGUGGUCCAGACUUGAUAGUCCACAGAUUGCCGUCAUAUAGUGGGAAGUUCACUGUAAAUGACAAACAUAGACCUUACUUGUACAGUGUUCAUAGUAAUGCAUACAUCAGUUUUGAUGUUCCAGACAAGGUGAAGGAACCAUAUUAUGGUCAAGAUCAUAUAUCAUGGAAGUGUAAUGUCUUUAGUUAAUCUUGUUUCUCUUGAUGUUCAUGUCGAGAUGACCAUGAUUUUGUAUUUGUAUGAAAGAUUAGUAGAGCUCCUUAAACAUGACUUUGUGACUUUUGUCUAAGUCCUGCAGGCUAGCUAUUCUCGAAACGUUUGUAGCCCUACGAACUUCUUUAGCCCAUUCUUAAUACAUUGGCUACGAUCAAAGUUAAGAAUUUUUAGGGCUACGAACGUUUCGAGAAUAAGGGCCAAGAUCUGUUGUAUCAAUUUCCAUAGAUCAUCAUGUUUCCAUUGAACAUGCUCACUGUACACAUCUGAAAGGCUGCGUAGUCCUAGAAAUAUAGUAUCAAUAUUGAUA
Molecule: messenger RNA, 4849 nt
Organism: Haliotis rubra (blacklip abalone)
Lineage: Eukaryota; Metazoa; Mollusca; Gastropoda; Lepetellida; Haliotidae
Product: whirlin-like
Exons: 18
Coding region: 474-3218 (914 amino acids)
Cellular component (GO): plasma membrane; stereocilia ankle link complex; cilium
Molecular function (GO): protein binding
Source: RefSeq, a predicted model, not a curated record